AUGACAACUGGCGACAAAGACCCAGCUGUUAAGCUGGCCAAUGAUUUCAAGAAACGAGGUUCUUUUGAUGAGGAAAAGAGUCGUAUACUCUCUGGACCUGUCGAUUGCGCCGAGCAAACCACUUUGGAAGAGUAUGUGCGCAAUAGGGCCGCAUCCUUGGCCAAUGACAUGGUAAAAGAAGACGAGUCAUUGAUCUUCAAAAAUAGAGGCUCUACAAGUGCUUUGAUCGAAGGGCAACUGGUGAAAAACGGAUUCGAAAAACUGAAUACCGAUAAUCUACAGAUCGACGCGUAUCUGCGAAAAAUUCUCGAGGAUCCUGCCUUCAAAGAUAGUCUUAAGGCCCGCUUGCGAGCUAACAUGGAAAAGAGUUCGGACGAAAACGGGGAUGUCCCUAUGUAG
Lachancea meyersii CBS 8951 is the source of this 399-nucleotide messenger RNA. The record is from the annotation of a GenBank genome assembly. Lineage: Eukaryota; Fungi; Ascomycota; Saccharomycetes; Saccharomycetales; Saccharomycetaceae.